AUAUAAUUAUAAGAUGAAUCGAUAAGUUUGAAAUAACGAAGAAGAGAUUUUUCAAUACACUUGAAAUCUCGAAACCGUGAAAGCACUAAUUUACAAUUUUCGAAUCACCUCGAAUCCAUUACUACCCGACAAAGACGGCAAUAGAUCAACCCAAGACGAAAAAAGAUCAGGAAACGGGAGCGAAAGAGAGGGAGAGGAGCAGCGAGGAACGUUGAGGAGAGGUGGUGGAGCCAAGCUCGAACGAGAGGCGUGGAGAGAAGAAGAGAGAGAGAGAGAGAAAGAGAGGGAGAGAGAAAAGGCGAGAGGCCACGAGUGAGUGGUCUACUCUACCGCAGUUAUGCCGACCGGCUCAACUCGGGUGCCGCCAAAUCGAACCCCGGUUCGAAUUCCGCACUACCGUGGCCGCGAGAAAGAAGCCGAAGAGGAACAAGAAGAGGGUGAGGACGAGGACGAGGAAAAGGAAGAAGAGACAAAAACGACGAAGGAAAGAUCUGUGAAAAAAGGUGACCGAAAAAGGAGAGGGGGAGGGGAAAAAAAAAAAGAAACGGAAAGAAAAAGGCACGUGUGUCGUGUGAGAAAGAAACAAGUAAAAUAGGAGAAGGAAGGGACAAAGGGAAAAGGUACGUCGCGUGAAGAAACUUCCUGCCUUCCUGUGUACCUGUGUAGAAAAAACAAGGGGUCCAAAAGAGGUGGGAUGGCCGCGGGGUAGAGAGUGGGGGCAGAGGCGCGUUCGACGAUGGAGCAGCGGGUCGAGUGAUAAAAAAGCGAGCAAAAAGGCGAGCAAGAAGGUUGGACAGCGUGCUCCCGGUCGUUAGUGAGGUGCAAGUAAAAGAAGGAUGAAAAAGGCAUUGUUGCUCGAGCCGAGUCCACUCUCGUCGUGUUUUUUUACCUUUCCUCUCUCUCUCUAUCCUUCUUCUUUCCUUUCCAUUUUUCUUUUCUCUCUCUCUCUCUUUCUUUUUUCUUUUCGCUUCUUUAAUGCCUACUUCUUUUCGACUCAAGUGAAUGUGUGUCGCGUGUGAGAAGGUUGGAGUUUUUUUUCACGUGCUUUGGAAGACUAACACGGUUAAAACGAUGUCGUGUUUUUUUUGAAAAAGAAGAAAAAAGGGAAGGAUAAAGGAUUUGUGAUAAUUUUUUUUUUUCUUUUUCUUUGGUGUGUCGUUUCGAAAAAAGGGAAGGGACAGAAGAAAGAUUUUGGAGAAAGGAAUCACGUAAGAAGAAGAAUUGGCAAUAUUUUUUUCGAAGAUGGAAAGCGUGGAGUUGUACCUUCGGGGUCGUGGAUAUUUUCUGCGACGAUGAUUCAGAGACGGGCAGCGAUCAUAUGGCGCGUAUUUACGACGCGGAACGAUCGUGAUUCGACAGCGAGAGAUUGACAAGCAGGACAAGAGUGAGCAUAGUGAGUGCAUGAUUUUCAAUACCUCUGUGAAAUUUUUUUCUCAAGUUCUUUCUUCGACUUUUAGAAAUAUUUUUGGCACUGAGAAUAUAACAAACAUUGAAGUUUGAAACAAGUUUGGAUCUAUACUCUGAAGAAAAUUCCACGUGUAAAAGAGAAAUUCUUGCUUGCAUAAAAACUAUAAAGAUCAUGAUACAAUAUAAUUUGGCCAAAUAUAAAUAACUAUAUGAAAUAAAAAAGAAACGACACAGUUUGGAAACAAAUCUAUCCUCUACAAAAUCUAUACAGAAAAUGAAGAACGAAAUCUUUAGCAUUUGAAGAAUCUAAAGUUAAAACAAGGAAGAUUCUACUAUUUCACAUAAGAAUUAAAAAAGAACAAUGAUCUAUUACUAAAAACUCAUCUCUAUUCUUCUAAAAAGUUCUUUCAUAAAAAGGGAAAAAAAAAAAAAAAAGAAAAACUCAAUUGACAAAAAUUAAAACCAAGAAUCCAAUAGGAUCCGCCUACGCGAAAAUAAGAAAAAAUUCCAAAGAAAAUGCUCGUCAGAAAUUUUCACCGUGAAUCUCCAACAUCGAAUCGAAAUUUCCUCGACAAAAGUAACGACGAGGAAGCAAGCAACCCUGUCUCAAAAUCCAUCUCCAAUCUUCCGAAAGAUCCUCUCCUCUCGUAGGGAAGAGAGAGAGGGAGAGAGAAAGAGAAAGAAAGAGAACGAUACCACCGAGAGAAUCUCGAGAUUCCGAGUAUUCCCUGUGAAAACAGAUCUUUCGUAGAGGCAAACAGCGUCGAAAUUUCACUGCAACCUAUAUGGAGAAACACGUUGGACCCUUGGGAGGGGGUGGGAGAAAAAAUUCGGCCGCGAUAAAUUCGGAUCAGCGGCGCGGAUAAAUCGAAGGCAGGGAGAAAUCGAAGCGAAGGAAGGGAGGAGCCGGAAGAGGAAGAUCGCGCGACCGGAUAAAACCUCGCGCGAAUAAAUUGAAAGAAAUAGACAAGGACAAAGGGCAGGUGGAGGGAGGGGUGGUGGACGGUCGAAAACGCUGAUAAACGGUUGAAUAAUGGGCGGGCAAAUUGCAGGAGCGGAGGAGGAGCGCGUGAUAAACGUACGGACGAUGCAAAUCCUUUUGGGCGAGGCGCGGACGUUUCGGAACUGGAUGGGAAGCGCGGCGUUUCCGCGCCUUGUGUGUCCAAUUUUUUAUCGUGGAAAUGAUGACUCUGAUGAUGAUUGAAUUUUCGAUACAUAGCUCUUUUCUUACAUCUUUUUUAAUCGAUCGAGAUGAAGGGUGGAAGAAUUAAGGAUCGGAUGAAAGAGAGAAUUUGGAGAGAGUAAGAGGGAAGAAAAAGAAUUUUGAGACAAAGGAUUUGGAAUUGAAAGGAAAAUCUGUAUUUAAUUGGGAGGAAGUAAAAAAAGAGAGGAGCCAAGACAAAUUUAGAAGAAAAAUAUAAAACUCGCGAAAUAUCAAGGAGAAGAGAAGGAUCUCGGGAAGAAGUUUGAAAAAAGAAGAAUCGGAAGAGAAGCCCAUAAAGGGAAGGAAAAUCUGAAGGUGGUAGUUCAACGCCGCAAAUCCAAUUUUAAAAGCUUCACGUGAGAUUAAACGCCACUUGAACGCUUCUCCCAUGACUUUAAACUCGCUUCUUAAUGGCGCAAUAAGUUCCAACGUGUCCACGGCUAUCAAGCGAAAGUUACAAACUAUCCUGUUGGAAAAAAGUUAAUAGCUGAUCGUAAAGGGAGUAAACCACGCAUAAUAAAAAUCAGCCUAAACGCGCAAUUUUCUCAAAUAGUGUUUCCUUUGUGUUCCUUUAAAGAAAAACUGCAUCUAAGACAGUGAUUCUAAUCUCGAUUUUGAUUUCAAAUUUCGAUGAUAAGAUAAGAUAAACGUAACACGACGUAGACGAAUUAAAAGAUUUAAAAAAUUUAUCUGAAGUGAUAUUUUUCGUUUCUUUUUCUUUUCUUUUUUUUUUUUUUUGUUGUUGUGAUCGUGAGAUUUUUGUUGUUGAAAUUAAUGAAAAUGAUGACGACUACUGCCGGUGUUGGUGGGGCCGGGAUGCUGAGGACCAGGCGCAGGGAUUGCAGCGUGAAACCGAACAGGAAACUCGACCGGAAAUCCUCGAGGGGGAUGAUUUAUGAGAACGAGGAGCUUAGACUGAGGACUAUUCACAUUAACGCCGAAGUGGAGCAAGGUCAGAACGACAUCAAGAAGCUGCGAAGAGAGAACGAGCAGCUACGUAGAGAGAUAUGGAGCCUCAGAGACGAGUACGACAAGCUCGAGGAGAUACUGAAGAGACAGAAGAGCCGCGGAGAAAGCGAAGAAUACGAGGAUCGCUCCGACGAGGAUGACGAUGUGCGAUCGGACUACUCUUUCGAGGAAGGGGAGGAACUUAGCGAGAAUGGACAAGAGGAUGCGACCAAGGAACCGGAGCAACUAGAAAACGCGGAGAAUCAAAAAAUUUCCACUGAAAAAAUGGCGAGUAGCGCGCUGCACAGGUUGCACGUGGAUUUCGACGAUCUUUCGGUGGUCGACGAGGAGGAGGAGCCUAAAAGAGACAAGAAAGAGAUCUCUUCCGAAGAUAAUUCGCAAUUCAAAGAGGAGAAAAGUUCCCUUUCCAUCCUGAAAUCGAGGCAGCUUCACGAAAACGUCCCCUUCUAUCCUGGCGCAUAUCAAUCACCGACUUGCCUAAGCAGCCCAGCUUACUACACCGAGUGUCCCUUCAAAUUUCCAAGCACGUUGAAUCUGAUGAUGUCUACCGAACCAGCGUCGAUGCUGACCACUACUCCCUGCCCGCCAAUAAACGCAGAUCCCAUAAUCCCGAUAGAUCCACUGUUGCCUUCAGUGAGCUUGGGUGGGCCAAGCGUGGAUCAAAUCAACGACCAGAUACUGCACGCGCCACCUGCAGGCUGGCAGAGCAACGUUAUGAUACCUGAAACGCAGGUGGCCACGUUUGGAACAACCGAUGCUAAUUUAACGAGCGUGCAGGCAUUUGCUGGGAUUCGUCAAGAUCAGGCAAAACCUGUUGAGCAGAUGAUCGGUGAUUUUGCCUUGCCAACCUCUUUCCACAGAAGAAAGAUCGAUGGUUCGAUGAUAACGAAUAAUACGAUCAACCCUAGUGUAGCUGGGAGUACGCUCAAGAACACGGAGAAUAUUGUCGAGAAUGGAUGGAGCACGGGUGAAAAUUUGAAGGAUUCGUUGGAUCGGAGCGAGAGGACGAAGGAGGAGAGUCCUGUGUCGGGAAGCGAGAAGCCGAAACACUUUUUCGCCCCGUUGCCUUCGAAAAUAAAGAAACAGAGCGAGGAAUCUUCGCCCACGAUCAGUUAUCUUGGGAAUAGUUCGAGCAGCGAUAAGACUGGAUCCACUAUAAUCCUCAAGAAUCAAUUAACGAAAGGAUCAGCUGACGUAUACGUGAACGGGGCGGUUCCGUACGAGGACAAUUUCCCGAAUAACAAAGGUGAACAGAGAACGUUCCUGAGCACGGACAAUUUGCUGAUCGAGAACGCGAAAUCUAGCAACGGUAAUCAAUUAACAAAAUCGAUGUCAUGGCAAGAUUUGUCCACGAAAUCGCAACCUGUCUCUGCCAAUCAGGCUGAAGGCAAGCAACAGAUGUUGACCCGAAGCGACAACACUUUGGACAAUAUAUCAGACUCGAAACCGUACAAGUCGUAUCUGAACGUAACUUUGAAGCCGCCACGCGCAGAGAGGGUGCCUGCUGCUCUUGAACAGGCGGCCAGCCCCGACACGCCUGAGAUCCCAAACUUGCCCACUAUAGACUAUCGACUUUUCAAGAAUCCCUUUCUACGAAGUUUCGAGGCGGCCGCUGGUUAUAUGAACCAAAACAACAUCACCAGACCCCUGUCGGUCCAAGUGAACGACGACAACCUGUGCUACUACCCAACGCCCCACCCUGAAACCUCCACCUUCAAGAGGGGGAUGAUACCUUUCGGGGACAAGUACAGGCAGGCUGAUCAGAAUCGUCUCCUCAUUCCUACCAAUCAAUUGAUCAACGGAAAACUGAUGUCCCCGGCGAACAAGCAUCAGAUCCAAGUGACUUCCUUCGAAAGGCCCAGUCCCCACACCCUCGUAGGCCCGUCGACGCCUUACGAGUUCAACGCUGGUCGCAGAUUGAACCCGAACCCGUAUCUGCACGGACAAAACAUUUACCAGAACGUGUCCUAUUUUUCGAGGGGCUGCUCCACAGUGUAUCCUCAGAGGGGGAUGAUGUACUACGAUAACUUGGCGCUGAAGGUGGCGGCCCAGACUCAGACCUCCAUAGACGGCGACUCUCAUCACGAGGACGAGCACGCGUUGUCCCACGAGGAGAGCGCGCCCAGCACGCCGAGCGGGCAGCGUAGAAAGAGGACGGUCAGAAAGGAGAAAGGGAACGUUGGCAAGGAACAGAAGUCUUUGUCGCCGGCCGCUCAGAGGAGAUUGAAGAAGCAGGGCAGCGUCACCUCGUCGGAAGUGCCCGAGUCUCCGGGCAAGGUGACCACCGCUCGAAAGAGGACAAGAAGGCUUAGCGUCACGACGACGACUACGUCAGAGGGGCAGGAGGACAAGAACGAGAGCAGGUCGUCCUCGUCGGGUCAAGAUUCGCCGAAGAAGGAGCAGCUGAGGAGGGUGUCUCUGUACUUCAACGCGAAGAAGAGGCCCUCGUUGACCUCGAUGAGGACAGUGAGGAGCGGCAGCCUGGACAUGGGCAGGGAAAAGGAGGCGCUCAACUCUGAGAGGGAGAGGACUAAUUCUGUUAGCAGCAGAGAGAUUGGCAACGAAGCCAAGACGAGGAAGGCGAGCACCAGCAGUGGGAACGUGCCUUGGUGCGCCUGUUGGGGCAACGGGUGUGUUUAGGGACUUGGUAAUUGGUUUUAUUGGCGGAUCUCCUCAGAUCUAAUUAAACGUUUUGUUUACGUUGCGGAGGUGGUUUAUCAAGGGUCUGGCCCUUAGCUUUCAUUUUAAUCAGUAUGAUGCGUGAUUCGUCGAAUGAACGAGUGAAAUUGUAAUAAUCGUCGAUGUUACGUCGAUUCUUUUUAAAAGAAGAAAUUUCUCUCCAGAAAGUUGAAAAGAUUCUCCUCUUAAGAGUCUAAAAUGUCCUGUUAAAUGUUGGAUUGCAAAUAUUGGAAAGGAUGUUUCUGAAUUGCGGGGAAAUAUGUAAAAAAUUUUUGGCGAAUUAUAUUCAGCAAGAAAUCGUUCACGUUUUCAAGGUGAGCCAGAUUUGGAAGGAUUCACCUUUAAGACGAGUGGUUUCUCGAGUGGCCAAGGGAAAUAUCGAACAGAAAGGAAGGGAGGACGAGGAGGAAGCGUAUCGACCUUUGGCGUAACUAUAAGGCAACCGCUGCAGCCAAUGGGAGAAGUCGUAAAACUAGGGCCAGGCGGAACCAGGACACCAUAAAACCAGUUACCAUUCAAGUGACAGUCGCAAGUCGUGGUAGUUCUUGCCAAGAAUACGAAAAUACGGUCUCUCGACACUUAAGGUGCAAGUGGAUCGAAUCAGGGGAUUAAUAUUUAAUCGGGCCUCAUCGAUGAUAGGUCUCGAUAAAAAUUUCAUGAAGAAACUGAGUCGGUGGAAAGUGGUGUUGUGGUAUUAUUAUAUAAUUUUUGUAUCUUAUCAUUUCUUGAUAACGUGAACAAUUUGGAUGGAAUGAAAGUUCGAUCGUUUUAUAUUUUAUAUUGGACUAACAAUUUGAAUUUAAGUUUAAGAAUAUUAAAUUAAGGAAUACUACGUCUGUGCAUUUAAUUAUGAUAAGGGGAUUCUUAUA
This is a messenger RNA of Apis mellifera (honey bee), 7128 nucleotides long. RefSeq lists its product as uncharacterized. The coding region runs from base 3386 to 6220 and encodes 944 amino acids. The transcript is spliced from 5 exons. The record is from RefSeq and is a predicted model, not a curated record. NCBI's taxonomy places the organism in Eukaryota, Metazoa, Arthropoda, Insecta, Hymenoptera, Apidae.